GUGGUUGUUCAUUUGAUGAGCACUACAGUAAUUGUGGUUAUAGUGUGGCCUUGGGAACCAAUGGAUUUACCUGGGAGCAGAUCAAUACCUGGGAAAAGCCAACAAUGGAUCCUGUUGUCCCAACUGGCUCCUUCAUGAUGGUGAACAGCUCUGGGCGGGCAUCUGGGCAGAAAGCUCACUUGUUGUUGCCUACGCUGAAGGAAAAUGACACGCAUUGCAUCGACUUCCACUAUUACUUAUCCAGCAGAGACCGUUCGAGCCCUGGCUCUCUGAAUGUCUAUGUCAAGGUGAACGGAGGACCACAGGGCAAUCCCAUAUGGAACGUCUCGGGUGUUGUUACAGAAGGAUGGGUGAAAGCAGAACUUGCCAUCAGUACGUUCUGGCCACAUUUUUAUCAGGUGAUAUUUGAAUCUGUCUCUUUGAAAGGACAUCCGGGGUACAUAGCUGUGGAUGAAGUCAGAGUUCUCGCCCAUCCAUGCAGAAAAGCACCUCAUUUUCUACGACUUCAGAACGUGGAGGUUAACGUGGGACAGAACGCGACAUUCCAGUGCAUUGCUGGGGGGAAGUGGUCGCAGCAUGACAAGCUCUGGCUCCAGCAAUGGAAUGGAAGGGACACAGCAUUAAUGGUCACUCGAGUGGUCAACCAUAGACGUUUUUCUGCUACCGUCAGUGUAGCUGACACCUCUCAACGCAGUAUCAGCAAGUACCGAUGUGUCAUUCGUUCAGAUGGUGGAUCUGGAGUUUCGAAUUAUGCAGAAUUAAUAGUGAAAG
Messenger RNA from Cariama cristata (Red-legged seriema), 771 nucleotides. Its product is annotated as receptor-type tyrosine-protein phosphatase T-like. The transcript has 5 exons. Gene Ontology annotation, cellular component: membrane. NCBI's taxonomy places the organism in Eukaryota, Metazoa, Chordata, Aves, Cariamiformes, Cariamidae. The annotation marks the transcript as partial. The record is from RefSeq and is a predicted model, not a curated record.